Sphaeroforma arctica JP610 is the source of this 363-nucleotide messenger RNA. RefSeq lists its product as hypothetical. The coding region runs from base 1 to 363 and encodes 120 amino acids. NCBI's taxonomy places the organism in Eukaryota, Ichthyosporea, Ichthyophonida. The record is from RefSeq and is a predicted model, not a curated record. The transcript has 2 exons.
AUGACUUCCAUGGCUUCAGCUGGCGACACCCCCUCAACCGACUGGUGCUGUUCACCCGACCAUGUAGCCCGUCGCCAACGCUGUGACAACAUUAAGACAAACUCAACAAAACGCUGGUCCAACAAGGAAAUCGAGGCUCAAAACUGCCGUCCAUUGACCCUGACAUCCACCAGCAAUUGCAGGAGCGCCACGACUUCUACGGUAUCUGGACCUUCCACGAACACCUUCCUCAACACGAUGGCUAGCAAUACGCCGCCUCAGCUUUCUACGACGGACUCUUCAACGACAGGCAAUGAUAUAAAAAUGGCUGACAUCGUCAAAGAGGAGAGCCCAGUAGUAUUGACCGAUGAUGAACAAUGUUAG